AAGUGUAUAUUGAUAGGGGUUGAUAUUUCUGAAAGAAAUUUCAGUUCAUAAAAUGUCUGUUAGUACUGAAAGUACGAAUAACAACACUUGUGUUGUGUGUUACAAAAAUGUUGAUAUUUAUAGCAUUGGCAUGUGUGAACAUCCUGUGUGUUAUGAAUGUAGUACUCGAAUGAGGGUUCUUUGUUGUCAAAAUGAGUGUCCUAUUUGUCGUCAAGACUUACCAAAAGUUGUAUUUACAAAGUUGAUAAAACCUUUUCGUCAAUUACAUAAAGGCGACUUGCUAGAUACACGAUAUAAUAUAUAUUUCGAUACACCUGACAUUCAAAAUAAAUUUUAUGAUUUAUUGGCUAAUGUUUGCUAUAUUUGCAAAGAAAAAUCUGUGUUUAAUAAUUUCAAUAGUUUGAAAGAUCAUAUGAGAUAUCAACAUGAAUUACAUUACUGUGAUCUUUGCGUGGAAAAUUUAAAGAUAUUUUCCCAUGAAAGACGUUGUUAUACAAGGUCCGACCUUGCACAGCAUCGAAGAAAAGGAGAUGUGGAUGAUAAAAGUCAUAAAGGACAUCCUUUGUGUGAAUUUUGUGAUCAGCGUUAUAUGGAUAAUGAUGAACUAUUUCGACACUUAAGAAGAGAUCAUUUAUAUUGUCAUUUUUGUGAUGCAGAUGGUUUACAUCAAUACUAUAGCUCAUAUGAUUAUCUUAGAGAUCAUUUCAGACAAGAACAUUUCUUAUGUGAAGAAGGAAUGUGUGUUGAGGAAAAAUUUACAAGUGUCUUUAGGACUGACAUAGAUCUUAAAGCACAUAAGGCAAGUGUUCACAGUAAACAAUUGAGUAAAGCUGCUGCAAAGCAAGCAAGAACAUUAGAGCUAGAAUUUACAUUAGCUCCACGUGGUGAAAAUCGUAUGAAUAGAAGAGGGAUGCCAGGUCCAUCAAAUACUUCAAAUGUAUUUAUGUCAAACAACGAACCUACUUUUGUACAGCAACCAUCUGUGGAUGUACAGAGUACAGAAGAAUUUCCAACACUGGGUAAUACUGCACCUGUUGUACCUACCUUAAAUCAAAAUAAAGGUAGAGGAAAUGUAACAAUUCGUAGUACCAUAAGACCUCAGCCUCUUGCUGUUACAGACGAAAAUUUUCCUGCAUUGGGCCUAGAAUCAGGAAGUACAAGCAUUUCUAAAACUGUUAACUUCAGUGUAUCCAGCAGUAAUGCUUCAGGAUCAAGUGCACAAUCACAAAAGAGCACAACUUCUAAUGUAUCUAUCCAAGUAAAUCAUGAACCAAAUGGGACUGUUACUACAAAAGUAUCAGGUCCUAAUAUCAGAAUUCGUCCUGCUCAGCUUUCCAUGGAAUCAUUUCCUGCAUUAGGUACUGUAGAACCAUCAACUAGUAGUAAUACAAAUUCAGCUCAUUGGAAGGAAGUUUUACAAUGGACUUGUUCUAAGUCAGCAUCCACAUCAGUACCAAAACCUAAAAAAGUGGCCUCACCGCCAUUAGUACCCUCCCCACCACCUAUUCAAUCUGGGGAAGAUUUUCCUACAUUGUCAAAGUCAUCAAAAUCGAAGAAACAAUCAACAAUUACAGUGGUUCCUUCUUGGGGUCAACCACAGAGUUCUAAUAACAAUAAUAAUAUAAAAACAACUACUGAUAUAACAAAAGGAAAAACGAAAAAGAAAAAAGUGAAACAAAAUUGUAAUAAUAAUAUUGCUAACGGAAAUGAUAGUAGUACAAAAACGAAUGUAAGUACUGUGGUAGUAAAAAAAGAAUGUGAGACACCAAGAAAUGUAUCUAAUACGAAUAGCGUGGAUGCUGUACAGUCAAGUUCUCAGUCUAUGCAAAAUGCAGAUAACAUUAAUAACAGUGAAAAUACAUCUAAGAAUAUAAAUGUUCAGCCUCUAAAGGAAUUGGAACUAAUUAAUAGAAAGGAAAAGAAAAAACAUAAAAAUAUAGACAAUGAAACAAAUAUAAAUACAGAUUCUGAUAAUAAUUCUUCUAUUGGAGUACAGCGAAAACGCACUGAAUUAAAAAUAGAUAGCUUAAAUUCUACUAAUAGAAAUGUCCGUCAAUUAGAAGAAUUUCCAGCUUUAAGUAGCACCAGUUCCAAACCUUCAGGUUUCACAAAUCCACCACCUGGAUUUGGAACAACUCCUCCACCUCCUGGAUUUUGUAUAAAAUACAAUAGCAUGGAUAAACUGAACAACAGUAAUGGAUUAACUUUCACAAAUAGUUCUGGAGAGAGUUACUCUAUCUUGCCAGACAAUAGUAAGCACAAUAGUGCAUACAACUAUGUACCUCCUCCAGAAUUUCAAAAACGGAACAAAUGUCUCGUGGCCAAAGUUAAUGAAGUUCUGAUGCAACAUGAUCAGAUCGAGGAAUUUCGGUAUAUAAGUGGAUUAUUCCGUCAAGGAACGCGUAACGCUCAAGAUUAUUACACGCACUGUCGCGAAGUUAUGGGUCUCAGCGCUUUCGAGAAUGUAUUUCCAGAGCUUUUAGUUCUCUUGCCAGAUAUCGAAAAACAGCAGGAAUUAUUUAAAAUCCAUAAAAGGGAGAGUGGCAAUAAACUUAAAGGCUUAGAAAUUUGUGCAACUUGUGGCCAAGUUUUGAAAAAUGGUUCUGAUUUUCGAACACACAUGACUAGUCAUACAUUAGAAAAUCAUUUUCCAGCAUUGGGUAAAAAUAGUGCCCAGCCUCAAAAAAAUUCUUGGGUACGUAAAUGAGUAUGGUAGUGUUCCUUUAAUUAACUUACAAAUUUUGCCAAGGUUCUGUAAGCUAUAAAUAAAGGAACUGCUGAACAAAUUAUUUUUAUGAAUGGCAUCAGUGUAAGAUAAUCAUAAUUUGAAGCUACUGGUAAAACAUAUUCCAAGUGUCAGCUCCUAAUAUUAAAAGAUUAGUUUGAACAAAUUAAUUACCAUGUUGUACUUGGUACUUGUUCAAUGACCUGUGUGAUUGCUGCCUAAAAUAAAGAAAAUUUGU
This is a messenger RNA of Eufriesea mexicana, 2963 nucleotides long. RefSeq names its product zinc finger protein 598. Gene Ontology annotation, molecular function: ribosome binding; ubiquitin protein ligase activity. NCBI's taxonomy places the organism in Eukaryota, Metazoa, Arthropoda, Insecta, Hymenoptera, Apidae. Gene Ontology annotation, biological process: rescue of stalled cytosolic ribosome; protein ubiquitination. The transcript is spliced from 2 exons. The record is from RefSeq and is a predicted model, not a curated record. Bases 53 to 2707 code for a protein of 884 amino acids.